Molecule: messenger RNA, 222 nt
Organism: Clunio marinus
Lineage: Eukaryota; Metazoa; Arthropoda; Insecta; Diptera; Chironomidae
Source: the annotation of a GenBank genome assembly
AUGCUAAGAGCGCAAAAAUUACCAUUCGCGCGUUUAACUGACUUUUGUAUUGGAUGGGAUGAGAUGACGGGGGUUGUUGUGGUGGUGGUGGUGGGAACUUAUCCGUUUAAAUUAGAUUUGUGUUUACCUCCCAUCCGGGAAGUUUCUUCUUUACCUUCCAUGUGGCGGCAUUGCGUCGAAAGUAGCAGAAAGUAUUUUGAAACCAAUUGUAGAUUUCAUUGA